Molecule: messenger RNA, 1902 nt
Organism: Hyaloperonospora brassicae
Lineage: Eukaryota; Oomycota; Peronosporomycetes; Peronosporales; Peronosporaceae
Source: the annotation of a GenBank genome assembly
AUGCUCAUGACGACGCGGUCUAUCGAGCUCGCUGCCCAGCCAACGUACCUCGACAGCAGCUCAUCGGACCACGCGAGUCUCGCGGUGCUCCGAGCCAUUGGCGUCUCCAUCGCCGAGUGCUCUUCCAGCUCGACUUUGAGCGCAGGCGACUUCGUGGUGGACGUGACGACGGACGAAGCGCUGCAGAACGAGCACUCGAGCGCGCGUGACAUCGUCUACAAGGUCGUGACUGGCCGCGUGUUCCUCGACGCUCGGGACUCGGCCGACUGCUGGGUCCGCUGCAAUCUGAUUGAGGGCAUGGAGGUUACGCUGAGGCCGCAGACGCUGCGCCGCUUUGUUCCUGUCACGGGUAACGCUGUGCAACUGGUGGAAAGUAGAGACGGACCGCGGAGUCUGCUGCCUCGCUACACUCGACCGACCGAUGCGGCAAAUCACUUGACGCUAGUGGAUGCCAGGGCAAGUCGGGAGCUCGUGUGUGAGCUCUGUCGUCUGUACUACACGACGGGGUGGAUGAUGGGCACGGGCGGCGCCAUGAGUCUACGGCACGGAGAACGCAUCUACGUGACACCGUCAGGUGUCCCGAAAGAACGGCUGCAACCAGAGGAUCUGUACGUACUGGACCUUGCUGGCAACAUCCUCUCGUACCCGGACGCGAAAGCUGGCAAGAAACUCCCCAAGCUGUCAGACUGCGCGCCGCUGUUCCUGCACGUGCACAAGGUUCGCGCGGCUUCGGUUGUGCUGCAUAGUCACGGCAUCACGUGCAACUUGGCGGCUGCGCUGUGCGAUGGCAAGAGUGAGUUCCGCAUGUCGCAUCAGGAGAUGAUCAAGGGCAUUGCUGGCCACGGGUAUGCAGACACCUUGGUUGUGCCUGUGAUUGACAACGCCCCGAAGGAGUCUGCGCUUGCAGAGCCCAUGGCGCAGACUUUGGAGGCGUACCCCAACACGCCUGCUGUGCUUGUUCGUCGUCACGGUCUCUUCGCGUGGGGUGACUCGUGGGAGGCUGCCAAGCGCCAUGCCGAGUGCCUCCACUACCUGUUCGAGACGGCGAUUGAGAUGCGCAAGCUCAACUUGGACUUCACAGUUCCUCCUGUGUCGGCCGUUGCGAGCAACGAUAGCUCUCUGGAGGGCGUGUGCGCUGGUGAGUCGAGCAGCAGCAAGCGGAGUAUGGCAGAGCAGCACAAGGUGGUGAUGCUGGACAUUGAGGGCACCACGACACCCAUCACUUUUGUCCACGAUGUUUUGUUCCCGUACGUGACGGCCAAUGUUGCUCGCUUCUUGGAACAAACGUGGGACUCAGCCGACACGAAAGCGGACGUCGCAGCGUUGAUCGCUCAGCACAAGCAGGACGAGAUCGAUGGAGUGAACGCGCCUGCAGUGGACGGCCAGCAAGGCAAAGCAGAGCUCAUUGACGCUCUCACUGCUUACGUCAAGUGGAACGUCGCGGCUGACCGCAAGAUCGGACCGCUCAAGCUACUGCAGGGUCACAUGUGGCUUCAAGGCUACGAGAACGGCGAGCUCAAAGCGCUAGUGUACGACGAUGUUCCUCCGUGUCUUGAGCGUCUGCGCGCCCGUGGUGUGCGCGUGGGCAUUUACUCGUCCGGCUCGCGCCAGGCCCAGAAGCUGCUGUUCCAGUAUUCCGACAAGGGCGACUUGCGUGAGUAUCUGACCGUCUACUUCGACACGAGCAUUGGUCACAAGCGCGAAGUGAGAAGCUACGGGGAAAUCGUCCAGAGUCUUGGCGUCGAUACUGCCAAGGACGUGCUGUUUGUAACGGAUGUGAUUGAAGAGGCUGAAGCGGCACACGCUGCUGGACUCGACACCGUUUUGUCCGUGCGUCCGGGCAACAAACCGCUGCCAGAGUCCCACCACUUCCCCACAAUACGCUCGUUCAGUGAGCUCUGA